This is a messenger RNA of Arabidopsis lyrata subsp. lyrata, 1844 nucleotides long. RefSeq names its product U-box domain-containing protein 51. The coding region runs from base 497 to 1750 and encodes 417 amino acids. The transcript is spliced from 4 exons. The record is from RefSeq and is a predicted model, not a curated record. Lineage: Eukaryota; Viridiplantae; Streptophyta; Magnoliopsida; Brassicales; Brassicaceae.
ACCGAACUGAAUUAAAAUGCAAUUAACCAUAGUGCCUAUAUUCAACUUCGGUAUGGUAUAUGAUUUUGAUACCUUCAUGCGUUAGUUCCAACAGAUCUUUUUUCAACACGGCCACGGAAACUUGACUUUUUUCAUGAUGUUGUUUGAAACAUACUGGUGGGUGGUUUUUAUGUUUCAAUAACAGUUUUUUUUGGUGCAUGUCCUGGAGUUAGUUUUGUCCCUGCAUGCAUAUAAUUAACUCUUGUUGAUAACAGUACUUCUAUUUUUAGCUAGAUUCGGUUCUCCUCCCAAAGUGGAAGGGUUUGAAUUUUUUAUUUUCUCUACACCUCUUUUUAAGUCUUUUCAAAUCUCAUAUUGGCUCUACUCACAUGUUUAGUUUCUGGUUAUUAGAUGUUUAUCAUUUUUUUUGUGUCCAUGAUCAAUCUAUGACCUCUUCUUCUUUAAAUUCCAAAUGAGGUCUUUUUCUUUACCAAUAUAACAUUCUCUUGAGUGGAAAAUGAUCUCGAAUAUGAGAGAUAAUAUUGAGAGAAAUGAAGUAAGGGAAGGGCCUAUAGCUAUUGCAAUUGAUAGAGAUAAAACAACAAGCUGCCAAGCUCUUAAAUGGGCUGUCGAUCAUUAUAUACCCCGAGGCGGGACUGUCAAACUCGUGCAUGUCGUCCAAAGAUCUGCUUUGAAUAAUGCAAAUGGAUCUUACAACACAGAUGAUGAAUCAUCUGAUAGACCACACAAUGAUAAACGGAGCACUCUGUUUCUUCCAUUGCGUUGUCUUUGUAUGCGAAGAAAUAUACAAAGCGAAGUAGUUUUGCUGGAAGAUCAAGAUGUGGCAAAAGCCCUGAUUGAAUAUAUUAGCCAGAAUUGUAUUUCCACAUUCUUACUAGGUGCCUCGUUGAAGAAGAGCAUUACCAGGCUGUUCAAGGCUGAUGACAUUCCAAGUAAUGUGAUGAGAUGGGCUCCAGACUUCUGCAGUGUAUUAGUCAUAUCAAAGGGAAGACUAUCAAGUGUACGAUCAGCCACUCGGCCUUUACCUCAAGCCUUGCCAUCUUCUUCUUCAGGGACUGCACCAUUGUCACCACGCAGCAACGCCGAUGAGGCUCCCUCUGAGAUGUCAUUGUCAAGAGAGGACGACGUUUUCUUUGAGGAGUUUUUAUCCCUUGACCCAGAUUCUAGUGUGAACAUUAGUAGCAGGUUCAGUACAGACAGUUCGGUUCUCUCCUUCUAUGAGAAACUUGCAGCUCCACACAUGUUGGAUAUUCCUAGAUUCUCUGGUCUGGAUGAUGAAAAAGCCAGGUUUUCUAUCUAUCUUAAUAGUCCUUCUGAUGAAAAGAAUUGUACCUUAGCUUCCCCACUAUCACCAACGGAUGACGCCGAGGCUGAGAUGAGGAGGCUGAAGAAAGAGCUGAAGGAAACGAUGAACAUGUACCACGCCGCUUGCAAAGAAGCUCUUAUGGAAAAAGAAAGAGCGGUAGAGCUUGAGAUGUGGAAAAGGAAAGCAGAGCUAAGGAUUCAAAUGGCUGAAGAUACAACAACAAUGGCUAUCAUGGAGAUGGAGAAGACGAAAUUAGAACUACGGCGAAGAGUGGAGGCAGAGAUGAAGUCGGUGAAAGGGAAAGGGGGUGAUGACGGAAAGAUGGUUUGGGAUACUCUUGGAGAGUCUCAUCUUGUGGUUAAACAUGAGAGCUUGCUCCAUAUUUUAGUUGUACUUUUCUUGUUUUAUAUUUAUUUCACACUAAGAAAAUUCUAUUUCUUGUGAUUAGAGUUGGGUGAUGAAGUCUCUCAUCUGGUCCAAGAGAAGUUGCUCAUUGACUCUCUUGUAUAGAUCACAAAUCAUAUUUCCUUUGUUUCUU